This is a messenger RNA of Carya illinoinensis, 465 nucleotides long. RefSeq lists its product as uncharacterized. Lineage: Eukaryota; Viridiplantae; Streptophyta; Magnoliopsida; Fagales; Juglandaceae. The transcript has a single exon. The record is from RefSeq and is a predicted model, not a curated record. Bases 1 to 465 code for a protein of 154 amino acids.
AUGGUUGGUGCUCGACCUUACAAGGCUCCCUGCGUUUCGGGUUCGAAGAUGUCUAAAUUUGACAAUGAUUUAUUGAUCGAUCCCUCUGAAUAUCACCAUAUUGUCGAGGCCCUACAGUAUGUUACCAUUACACAUCCUGAUAUUGUAUAUUCCGUCAAUCAGUUAUAUCAACAUAUGCAAGCUCCCACUAGCACCCAUUGGACUUUGGCUAAAAGAGUCAUUCGUUACUUAAAGCAUACUAUCGAUUUUGGUCUUCAUUAUAAACCAAGCACUAUUGCCUUACAUGCCUUUUGUGAUGCAAAUUGGGCGGGUAAGCCAGAUGAUAGGCAUUCUUCUAGUGGCUAUGGCACCUAUCUUGGACAAUGUUUGGUUUCUUGGUCUUCUAAGAAACAACUUGUUGUUUCUCGAUCCAGUACCGAAGCGAAGUAUCGAACCUUGGCCUUAACAACAACUGAAGUAUAUUAG